CAGAUGAUAUGCGAGUGUGUGGAUGUGAUGCUGCUGUAAAAGUGUUUUUAAACCCCUUGGACCUCAGCCAGCCGAGCAUCCAAAACUACAACUCACACUCCACAGCACCCGGCAAAACCAUGCAAGAGAGGCUGCCGUUUCGUGGGAUUCGGCCGAGCAAAGGUGACGGGGGGUUUAUGUCUGCCAGUCAACCGGCGAGACACACCAUGCUCCUGCUAUUGGCACUGCUGCUCAUUUCUUAUGGUGUUGGCAAUGCUCAUUGCUUGAUAGUUCCUGAUAACAACACGGACAUCCUCUCGUUGCUAGAUUUCAAGCGGGCCAUCACCAACAAUCCAAGGCAAGCUUUGAGCUCUUGGAACACUAGCAUCCCACAUUGCCAGUGGGAGGGCGUCAACUGCAGCCUGACGCACUCAGGCCGAGUCACCGUGGUGAACCUCCCCAACCUAGGCCUGUCUGGCCCAAUUUCCCCAUCCCUCGGGAACCUAACGUUCCUUGAGAUACUGGACCUGUCCAGAAAUCGAUUCACUGGCGAGUUACCUCCUCUCAACAGUCUCCGUAGACUGCAACAACUCGUGCUCCGGGAUAACUUAUUGCACGGGGUCAUUCCAGAUUCCAUUACCAAUUGUUCCAAACUACAAAUCAUAGCCCUAGGUAUUAACUUGCUAGUAGGUGAAAUUCCUCCCAAUAUAGGCCUCCUAUCCAAUCUAUUGAUCUUGGAGCUUGCCUCUAACAGUCUCACCGGUACAAUCCCACCAAGUCUAAAAAACAGUAGUCUUCUUGGAAACAUCAUUCUUGGAGAUAAUAAGCUCACGGGUACCAUUCCCGAUGAGAUCGGGCAAUUCUCAAAUCUGAUGGGUUUGGCCCUUGGUGGAAACAGGCUAUCUGGUGGAAUACCAGAAACCCUGUACAAAUACAACCAGUCAUAUCUCACGACUCUAGACUUAGGUAUCAAUAUGCUAGGGAAAACAUUGCCAUCUAACUUUGGCGAAACCCUACCGAGUCUCGUAUACCUCGCACUGAACCACAACAAUUUUGAAGGUCAUAUUCCGGCUUCACUAGGUAACAUUUCAGGGUUAAAGUCGUUAGAACUUUCAUUCAACAACUUCAUUGGUCAAGUUCCAAGUUCUCUUGGUAGGCUUGGGAUUCUGAAUUUUCUAAACCUUCAGAAAAACAAGCUCGAAGCCAAGAAUAUUGAAAGCUGGGAAUUCAUAGGCGCGUUAAGCAACUGCAGUUCCCUACAAACUCUCGGACUAGGUGAUAAUAAGUUACAUGGAGCUAUACCAAAUUCUAUUGGUAAGCUGUCACCCGUACUUCAAAAGCUAAGAAUGGACGGAAACAACUUGUCAGGGCCAGUUCCUACUAGCAUAGGAAACCUAAGUGGCUUACAACUACUAGAUCUAAGUUACAACAUGCUGAACGGCCCCAUCAAAGCAUGGGUUGGGAAGUGGGAAAAUCUAACGACUCUGGCGCUUGCUGGAAAUAGUUUCACCGGCCUAAUACCAUCAUCUGUCGGCAAUUUAACUAAGUUGGUAAAUGUCAAUCUAGCAGAAAACGAAUUUGAAGGUCCGAUACCACCUAGUAUGGGAAAUCUUAACAUGCUCGCAGUGUUGAAUCUUAGUUAUAACAAUCUGCAGGGUAACAUUCCUAAGGAGCUCUUUCACACUGCCUCUUUACUUAUAAAAUGUUCACUGUCCUACAAUAAGUUAGAAGGUCCUAUAGCAUCAGAGAUUAGAAAUCUUAAACAUCUAAACGAACUAUAUCUUUCUUCCAAUCAGAUUACUGGUGACAUUCCAACUAGUUUGGGAGAUUGUCAAGAUUUGACUAUAAUUGAGAUAGAUCACAACUUUCUCACUGAAAGCAUUCCAGCGACUUUGGGUGACCUACCGACCCUGAAAAUGCUAAAUCUUUCCCACAACAAUUUAUCAGGACUCAUCCCAAUAGAGCUGGGUGGCCUACAGGAGCUCACUCAGCUGGAUCUGUCUUAUAAUAAUCUGGAAGGUGGAGUACCAAGCAACGGAGUGUUUGGAAAUGCCAGUUCCGUCUCACUACGAGGCAACUCGAGACUUUGUGGAGGAAUGUUGGAUCUGCCCCAAUGUCCCACUGUCACUCGGAGAAAAGAAACACAGUACUACCUGAUUAGAGUACUCAUUCCAGUAUUUGGUUUCAUGUCAGUAGUACUGUUGGUCUAUUUCUUGCUCACUGAGAAGAUGGCAAGACCAAACCAAUCGGUUCCUCCUUUCAGUGAACAUCUCAAAGUUUCUUACGAUGAUUUAGCUCAAGCUACACAGAACUUCUCCGAGAGUAACCUCAUUGGAAGAGGAGGCUAUGGUUCGGUUUACAGAGGGAAAUUGGUUCAAGGAAAACUAGAAGUGGCAGUGAAGGUGCUUGACCUUGAUAUGCACGGCGCGGAGAAAAGUUUCUUGUCGGAGUGCGAAGCACUGAGAAACAUUAAGCAUCGUAAUCUUGUUCCUAUCCUAACGGCAUGCUCUGCGUUGGAUAUGGAAGGCAGUCUUUUCAAAGCUCUCAUUUAUGAAUUCAUGCCAAAUGGAAACCUGGACACAUGGUUGCAUCAUAAAGCCGAUGGGAAAUCUAAGAAGCAUCUAGAUAUAACUCAGAGGACAAACAUAAUUGUUAACAUCGCUGAUGCUUUAGAUUAUCUGCACAAUGAUAGCGGAAGCAGGUCGAUUAUCCAUUGUGAUGUGAAGCCGAGCAAUAUCCUCCUUGAUGAUGAUAUGACUGCUCACUUGGGAGACUUUGGUAUUGCGAGCAUCUAUCAUGGAUCGGCAACAACCGGCGAUUCAAGUACAGUUUCGUUCGGUGUCAAGGGAACUAUUGGGUACAUUGGUCCGGAGUAUGCUGGAGGAGGGAAUCCAUCGACUUGCGGCGACGUUUACAGUUUUGGAAUUGUAAUUCUGGAGAUGCUAACUAACAAAAGGCCAACAGAUCCUAUGUUUGAGGACGGACUCAAUAUUGUCAGCUUCGUGGAGAGGAGUUUCCCUGAUCAGAUACUGCAAGUCACUGAUGCUGUUCUUCUAGAGGAAAACAAACCCUAUACAGUUUCAAAUAAAGUAGCAGAGAGCGAGUUCCACCAGUGCUUGUGCCUUCUGGUGGAGGUUGCACUUUCUUGCACACGUCAACACCCAAGUGAGCGGAUAAGCAUGAGACAAGCAGCUGCCAGGCUGCGUGCAAUCAAGGCGCCAUAUGUCAAAUGAAAAGCCAAAUGAGGUGCUUAGCCACAAUAUUAUCAGCAAGCCAAGGAAAACACGUCCACAUAUAUAUCUACAUUUCUUUUUCUGUUUUUUGAAACUCUCUACAUUUCUUUUUCUUUGUUACAAGACGGGAACGGGUUUUUUUUAACUAGAUGAAGUAAAUUUCCGGCUGUGCGGUUAUAUUGGAGAAUAAAGCUGUCAGCUAUGUUUAUAACUUC
Messenger RNA from Lolium perenne, 3427 nucleotides. RefSeq lists its product as uncharacterized. Gene Ontology annotation, biological process: protein phosphorylation. The record is from RefSeq and is a predicted model, not a curated record. Gene Ontology annotation, molecular function: protein binding; ATP binding; protein kinase activity. NCBI's taxonomy places the organism in Eukaryota, Viridiplantae, Streptophyta, Magnoliopsida, Poales, Poaceae.